GCCCACCGGCAUGAGCUCAAAUUAUUUGACGUCUUCAACCCUAGAACCAGACGGCUCGGGGAUCAAAAACAAGAAGCUAGCUGGCUUUCAAGCUGGUAKGCAGGUUGUUAUAGCUUCGUCUGAAUUUAUAACGUAGCUAAGGACAUUAAAAUAGAGGUAAGAUAUAAGUGAAACAAACGUCAAAGAUACACGAGCGUCGGAUAGGAACGGAGGGCAACUUUUCCCGGAAAGGUGGGGAUUUGUUUUCAUUUGAUUUGGUUGGCUAACGCUAGCUUAACCUAAUAACGUUACUGUACGUUAGCCAACAACAGUCGCAAGACUCCUUCCUGGACUUGUCGAAGUUGCAAAGCUAGGUAACUAGCCAGCUAGCUGAAAAGACACAAUCAGGAUAAUAAGCUCCUUCCUAUCUCGAAAGCCAUUUUCUUUUGUGUUUCGCAUUAGCUACUAUACACUGUUACUCGUUCGUUCUUUGUAGCUGGACCCUCCUUAAAUUAAAAUCAUGGCGUGUGGAGCGACCCUGAAAAGAACCAUGGAGUUUGAUCCAUUGAUGAGUCCGACGUCGCCUAAAAGGAGAAGGUGUAUCCCGGUUUCCCCAUCAUCCUCCUCAUCCCCACGGAAAUACCUUCGCAUGGAGCCGUCACCAUUUGGAGAGGUGUCGUCAAGACUAUCAGCUGAGCAAAUUCUGAACAACAUCAAGCAGGAGUACAAGCGCAUUCAGAAGAGAAAACACAUCGAUGGAGUUUACCAACAGACAGAGGGUUGCUACUCCCCAGAGUCUCCACCCCCUCUCGGUGGAUCCAGUAUGCCAGGCACAUCGGCUGGAGGUUCUUCUCCAUCAAGGAAAGAACAGCCCUUAUUUACUCUUAGACAAGUUGGAAUUAUUUGUGAACGUCUACUGAAGGAGCGUGAAGAUAAAGUUCGGGAGGAAUAUGAGGAGACCAUGACUUCCAAGUUGGCAGAACAAUAUGACACUUUUGUGAAGUUUACACAUGACCAGUUGAUGCGAAGAUUUGGAGAGCAACCUGCAAGCUAUGUUUCCUGAAAGCGUCCCAGUCUGCCAGGUGACCUGUUGCUGCAAGCUAUCGAGUUUAAAUCUUGGGAAAUCACCACAAGAGAUUCAUUUGGUUUAUUGAAACUUUUCUUACUGUGCCAUAUUUCUCCUUUGGGCAAAGGUUUAUAAGCCGUUGUCAGUGGUUAUCACUCUCCCUCGCAAGCAGCUAGGUGCUUCCUAAUGUAAAUGUAUAGGCCCUCUACCAGUGGCCUACAUUUCUCCUGCUGUACUUGUAUUGAUAAGGCCUCACUCUUACAAGGAUUUCCAAACUUUAUUCAUCGUUUUAUUUCUUUGUUACAUGUAUGUAUGUAUGUAUAUAUGAUAAAGCAAUGUAGAAAUCCAUGUAAGGUUUGCUGGUCAAUCUAUGAGCAAGUGGAAGAUGCAGGUUAGUACAGUUUGGAGAGAAUAUGCGGAUGCACCAGUCACACUUUGUAAAGUCCCAUACAAAUUUUAUUUUUAUUUUUUUCUCUCAAAAUGUUUAUUUUAUCAUUUUUGUUUUCCUGGUAUUACUUUCAAACCUAUGUACUUAGUGGAAAAGCAAACAAUAAAAUGUUUUAAGGCUUA
Salvelinus sp. IW2-2015 is the source of this 1615-nucleotide messenger RNA. RefSeq names its product akirin-2. Gene Ontology annotation, biological process: positive regulation of transcription by RNA polymerase II; positive regulation of innate immune response. The record is from RefSeq and is a predicted model, not a curated record. Gene Ontology annotation, cellular component: chromatin; nucleus. Gene Ontology annotation, molecular function: transcription coregulator activity. Lineage: Eukaryota; Metazoa; Chordata; Actinopteri; Salmoniformes; Salmonidae.